Molecule: messenger RNA, 747 nt
Organism: Aspergillus costaricaensis CBS 115574
Lineage: Eukaryota; Fungi; Ascomycota; Eurotiomycetes; Eurotiales; Aspergillaceae
Product: putative TBP interacting domain protein
Exons: 6
Coding region: 1-627 (208 amino acids)
Biological process (GO): homologous chromosome pairing at meiosis; meiotic strand invasion involved in reciprocal meiotic recombination; meiotic joint molecule formation
Cellular component (GO): DNA recombinase auxiliary factor complex; condensed nuclear chromosome
Molecular function (GO): double-stranded DNA binding; recombinase activator activity
Source: RefSeq, a predicted model, not a curated record
AUGGCCCAGAGAAAGGCGAAAAAUGAGAAGCAGCUGGGUUCCGGAUUGAAUUUGGAAAAGCCGCUGCUCCUGAUGGCUAUUGAGCUUUCGGUGAAUCUGCACAAUAAGAUUACAAAAGCACACGCCGCGAAAGCUCUACGGGAACUACAUCAGAAUAAACAAAUUGAAGGACGGGCUGCUGGGAAACAGAUAGUAUAUCACGCCCUCCAGGAGACGUCCACCGAAGUGACGCCCGAGAUCAUUGCAGCGUUGGAUGAGCAGGCUGAGAAACUGCAGGAGCAAGUAACCAGUCUCGAAGCUGCAGAGAAAAAGACGCGAGCGGAGCUAGCAACCAUCUGUGCAAGACCCUUGCUCUCCGAACUUCGACGGGACGUCGGUCAGUUUGAGCAAGAACAUGAGGCAAUCCGUGCACGCCUGGUGCAGGCGCGAGGGAGCGACGCAGGGACUGUACCCGUGCAGGUAAAAGUGGAUGCUGAAAGAGACUGGAAACAUUGGCAAAAUCAGGCCAAGGUGCGCGGUCGGAUAUGUCGCGAUCUAUGGCGGAUGUGUUCGGAAGUUGUGCCCGACGACAUGGGCCGAGAAGAACUAUGGGAUAAUCUGGGAUUGGAGGGACCAUUUCUCAAGUGAUGAUGAAAUUGAGAGGCAGAGGUCUACCUGUUCGACCUGGUCACAAGCAAACAUUGGUCCACAAUCCUGAAUCUUCCUAUGGCCAUAAAUACUAUACACUGUAUGACCCGUGAUUUAAUU